AUGGAAGAAGAGAACCACACUGUCCUAUCACAAUUCCUCCUCCUGGGGCUGUCAGAAGACCCUGAAUUACAGCCUGUUCUCUUUGGACUGUUCCUAUCCAUGUACCUGGUCACAGUGCUUGGGAACCUGCUCAUUCUCCUGGCAGUCAGCUCUGACUUCCACCUCCAUACCCCCAUGUACUUCUUCCUCUCCAACCUGUCCUUUGUAGACAUCUGUUUCACUUCUACCACCAUUCCCAAAAUGCUGGUGAACCUCUAUUCACAAAGUAAAGUCAUCUCCUACACAGAAUGCCUCUCUCAAGUGUAUUUUUUCCUUAUGUUUCUUGGAGUGGAUAAUUUUCUACUCACCACAAUGGCCUUUGACCACUUUGUGGCCAUCUGUCAUCCCCUGAACUACACAGUCAUCAUGAAUCCCUGGCUCUGUGUCCUCCUGGUUCUGAUGUCUUGGCUCCUUAUGUUCUGGAUCUCCCUGAUUCAUAUUCUACUGUUGAAUCGACUGAACUUCCCCUCAGGCACUGAAAUCCCACAUUUCUUCUGUGAACUGGCUCAGCUUCUCAAGGUGGCUGGCUCUGAUGCCCUUGCCAAUAACAUCUUCACCUAUGUGGCGGCUGCACUGCUUUGUGUGAUUCCUAUGACAGGUAUCCUCUUCUCUUACUCUCAGAUUGUCUCCUCAUUAGUGAGGAUGUCCUCCAUUGAGAGCAAGUAUAAGGCAUUUUCCACCUGUGGAUCCCACCUCUGUGUGGUCUCCUUGUUCUAUGGAACAGGACUUGGGGUUUACCUUGGUUCUUCUGUGACCCAUUCUUCCCAGAGUAGCUCCAUUGCCUCAGUGAUGUACACCAUGGUCACCCCCAUGCUGAACCCCUUCAUCUACAGCCUGAGGAACAAGGAUGUGAAGGGGACCCUGGGAAGACUCCUCAGCAGAGCAGCCUCUUGUCCUUGA
Messenger RNA from Sciurus carolinensis (gray squirrel), 939 nucleotides. Its product is annotated as olfactory receptor 7D4-like. Lineage: Eukaryota; Metazoa; Chordata; Mammalia; Rodentia; Sciuridae. The coding region runs from base 1 to 939 and encodes 312 amino acids. The record is from RefSeq and is a predicted model, not a curated record. Gene Ontology annotation, molecular function: G protein-coupled receptor activity; olfactory receptor activity. Gene Ontology annotation, biological process: G protein-coupled receptor signaling pathway. The transcript has a single exon. Gene Ontology annotation, cellular component: membrane.